Molecule: messenger RNA, 1845 nt
Organism: Protobothrops mucrosquamatus (brown spotted pit viper)
Lineage: Eukaryota; Metazoa; Chordata; Lepidosauria; Squamata; Viperidae
Gene: ATG16L2
Product: autophagy related 16 like 2
Exons: 18
Coding region: 1-1845 (614 amino acids)
Biological process (GO): negative stranded viral RNA replication; autophagosome assembly
Cellular component (GO): autophagosome membrane
Molecular function (GO): protein binding
Source: RefSeq, a predicted model, not a curated record
AUGGCCGAGGGCGGCGGGGGCGGCUCGGGCCGGCGCCGCUGGAAGCGCCACAUCCUCCGGCAGCUGCAGCAGCGCGACCGGGCGCAGAAGGCGCGCUUCUCGGAUCUCCUGCAAGCCUAUACCAAACUGCUAGAAAAACCCAACUUGGAUCAUUGUUCUGUGCAGUUCCAGAUCCCCAGUGUGGAUCACCAGACGGCGGGUCCUGCUUGCAGCCCCAACUGUGCCUGUCCUGCUUGCGUUCCUAACGCCAUUUGGGAUUCUGCAAUUCUGCUGAGGUGCCUUCAGAAUCGUCACGAAGCCGAGCUCUCGAAGCUGGAGACCGCCAAUGGGGAGCUGGCGUACAAGAUUUAUGAACGGGGCCAGCUGCUCAGAGCGAAGGACGCCGAACUGGAGGACCAGACGGACAGGCUGGCCAGUCUGAGCCGCCAACUCUGUGACCUGGAGGACUGGCGCUGCCGGCUGCGGAGCCAGGCGGAGGAGCUGAGUCGCAGGAACGGCGGCCGGAAAGCCGGGUAUGACUCCCUGCAGCGGCGUUUCCAGCAGCAGGACGGGGAAUUUCGCCAGGCGCUGGAGAAGGGGGAGGAGCUGCUCCAACGGGCCCUGCGGAGGAAGGCCGACUGGGCCCAGCGCGAGAACGACAGGAUUGAAAGGGUGAAGCAAACACAACUGACGAGGGAGCUGCAGGCAGCCACCCGGUCCACGCUCGGGGUAAAGAUAGAAUCCGAAAAAGUGAAAACAGGAGAGCAGAAGUCGGCCAGCAAACACCCCAUCGAAGAAAAGAAAGGAGGUGAAAAAUUGUGGAAAAGACCCUUUAGAUCGGCCUCUGCGAGCUCUCUCAGCACCCCCAGAUACAAGGGCUUCCUCAAGGGCUGGUUUGAGCUGAGACGUGGCAACUCGAUCAGCAGCGGCUCCGUGGAUCAAUAUGGCUGCUUGCCUUCCUGCGCGGACGCCUGCCUCCCCUCCUGCGUGGCCGACGAACAAGAAGGGCACCUCUCUGAGAUCCACGCGGUCGCCUUCAGUCCCAAUUCAGGCCUGCUGGCCACGGGUGGCGUGGACAGAGUGAUCAAGCUCUGGAGCGUGGCUGGAGGCUGCCUGGAGGAGAAGCAAACCUUGGACGUGUCCAGUGGGAGCAUCACCAGCAUUGCCUUUGAUCCCUUGGGCUGUUGUAUCUUAGCCGCCACCUACGACAACGCUGCCCAGUUGUGGAAGGUCGAGGACCGCAAAAUUAAGGAGAUUCUCACAGGACACACUAACAAAGUGACCGCCGCCAAAUUCAGGUCGACGUGGCAGCAGGCGGUGACGGGCAGCCGAGACAGGACCGUGAAAGAGUGGGACCUGGUCAAAGGAGCAUGUUCUCGGACCAUCGAGGUCUUCUCUUGCUGCUACGACGUUGUGUGUUGCAACAACGUCAUUGUGAGCGGCCACUACGACAAGAUGAUCCGUUUCUGGGACACCAGGGACCCUCACUGCACACAGGUGGUCCCCGUGGGAGGCAAGGUGACCUCGCUCAGCCUGAGUCCCGAUCAGCUGCAGUUGCUGAGUUGCUCUCGGGACAACGCCCUCAAGGUCAUCGAUCUGAGGAUGCACACUGUCCAGCAGGUGUUCAGGGCGGAGGGAUUCAAAUGUGGAUCCGAAGGGACCAAGGCUGUGUUCAGCCCCGAUAAGAGAUACGCCUUAGUUGGAUCUUCCAAUGGCGCCCUUUUCCUCUGGAACCUGGCCACGGGGAAGCUGGAGAUCAGCCUGGCGGGAGUCCACCGGUCCUCCGUGAAUGCUGUGGCUUGGGGUCCCUCCGGGGUCCACAUAGGGAGCGUCGACAAGAGCCGCAAAGUUGUGUUGUGGAAAUAG